Messenger RNA from Castor canadensis (American beaver), 1495 nucleotides. It is a transcript of the gene Wnt8a, whose product is annotated as Wnt family member 8A. Gene Ontology annotation, biological process: multicellular organism development; cell fate commitment; canonical Wnt signaling pathway. Lineage: Eukaryota; Metazoa; Chordata; Mammalia; Rodentia; Castoridae. Gene Ontology annotation, molecular function: frizzled binding; cytokine activity. Gene Ontology annotation, cellular component: extracellular region. The record is from RefSeq and is a predicted model, not a curated record.
UGGUCCCCUGGGAUGGGCAGGGCCAUGGGUGACCUAUUUAUGCUGUGGGUGGCUGUGGGCAUGUACUCUGCCACCUUCAGUGCCUCUGCCUGGUCAGUGAACAAUUUCCUGAUAACAGGUCCCAAGGCCUAUCUAACCUACACUACCAGUGUGGCCUUGGGUGCCCAGAGUGGCAUUGAAGAAUGUAAGUUCCAGUUUGCAUGGGAGCGAUGGAACUGCCCUGAAAAUGCUCUGCAGCUCUCCACUCACAACAGGCUAAGGGGUGCCACCAGAGAGACUUCCUUCAUUCAUGCUAUCAGCUCUGCCGGAGUCAUGUACACCAUCACCAAGAACUGUAGCAUGGGCGACUUUGAAAACUGUGGCUGUGAUGAGUCAAAAAAUGGAAAAACAGGAGGCCAUGGCUGGAUCUGGGGAGGCUGCAGCGACAAUGUGGAAUUUGGGGAAAGGAUCUCCAAACUCUUUGUGGACAGUUUGGAGAAGGGAAAGGAUGCCAGAGCCCUGAUGAAUCUACACAACAACAGGGCCGGCAGGCUGGCAGUGAGAACCACCAUGAAAAGGACUUGCAAAUGUCACGGCAUCUCUGGGAGUUGCAGCAUCCAGACAUGCUGGCUGCAGCUGGCUGACUUCAGGGAGAUGGGAGACUACCUGAAGGCCAAGUAUGACCACGCUCUGAAAAUUGAGAUGGAUAAGCGAAGGCUAAGGGCUGGAAACAGCGCAGAGGGCCACUGGGCUCCCACUGAGGCCUUCCUUCCUAGUGCAGAGGCCGAGCUGAUCUUUUUAGAGGAAUCUCCAGACUACUGUACCCACAAUGCCAGCCUGGGCAUCUAUGGCACAGAGGGUCGUGAGUGUCUGCAGAACAACCACAACACAUCCAGGUGGGAGCAACGCAGCUGUGGGCGCUUGUGCACUGAGUGUGGGCUGCAGGUGGAAGAAAGGCGAACUGAGGCCAUGAGCAGCUGUAACUGCAAAUUCCAGUGGUGCUGUACGGUCAGGUGUGACCAGUGUAGGCAUGUGGUGAACAAAUACUACUGUGUGCGCAACCCAGGCAGAACCCAGUUCCCGGGCAAGGGCAGUGCCUGGUGAUACCACCCACAAACUCACGUGCACAACUGCAUAAAAGAGAAGAGAGGGACACAGCUCCUCAAUUGGAAGGAGUAGACUCAAAUCACAGGGUUAAAUUGUGGUUUUUAUGAUAUCUCCUAUACAUGGGGAAAUGGAGGGCUCAGACUAUACAGCAUAUUUUUGGCAGAGCUGAAAUUAGAACCUGAGUCUCCUAACUUUGUGGGCCCAAUCUUUUCUGCAAGUUACUUCCUGGCCUUUGUGCCUAUACUUAACACAGCUUGCUAAGAGGAGAGUUUGUUUUGGGGCCCACAUCCAAAGGAACCUCAAAGUAUUUGUUCCUUUAAGUUUCAGACCAUGUCCAGCCCAGCUGUGCUUCUGCGAAUCAGAGGGAAGUGAAUCACAAAAUGAAAAAGUUCUGUUCAGACCCCUGAAG